Molecule: messenger RNA, 1578 nt
Organism: Scheffersomyces coipomensis
Lineage: Eukaryota; Fungi; Ascomycota; Pichiomycetes; Serinales; Debaryomycetaceae
Exons: 1
Coding region: 1-1578 (525 amino acids)
Source: RefSeq, a predicted model, not a curated record
AUGGUCAAGUUUUAUAGAGCAAAGUUCUACCAAUUGGUGGCAAGCUUUGAAUUCAAGGUUUUAGCCUGUCUCUUUCUUGGAUAUUUAUUGAUUAAUGGUAUUUCCAUAUAUACCUCUAGUUUCAAUGGUGCUACUUGUGCCUACGUUAAAAAUGAUGAAAGUGCUACUGGACUUGCUGAAAUAGCUGUUAGAUUGAAUGUCUUAAAUGUCAAUGAAAAUUAUGAUGCUACUACUUUAAAAUUUCCAGUAUUGCUUUUCAAGUAUACCGAUCGUGAAAACUUUACAAACAUUCCUACCUUAGACGAAUUUAGAAAAUAUUAUAAGUCAGAUGAUAUCGAAUUUGGAGAUGAUUUGAUUGAUUCAGAUCAUAAGUUCAGAUUGGAUGUGGCGAAAGGUAAGACAUUAAAUGAAGAAGAGUUAUACAAUGAUUAUGUCAUGCUCUAUAACUCAAGCUUCAAAGGAGAGCCUCAUAUGCGUGCUAGUUUCAAAGUCAAGAGAUCAGGAUUAUAUUGUGCUUAUAUAGCCACUCCUGCCAUUGAUGGUCCUAAGAGAAUUAUUAAGUUGGGUAUUGCAUUCAAAAAUUCCUUUGGUGAUCUCAGCUAUUAUUCUCAUUUACUUUCUUCUCAAAUGAAAUAUUUUGUUGCUAUCGGUAGUGUUCUUGCAGUAUACUUUCAAUUCUACACUCAAAGAUUCAGAAAUCAAAGAGACAGUGAGGCUGGAUCUAAAUUGAUUCCUGUAACUAUCAUAAGAUUAGUUACUAUGAAGGUCUUUUUGGACAUGUUUUCAUUAAUUUGUUUCUACGCAUCAAAUUAUGAAAAUAUUUUUAAUGCUCUAUUUGAUUUGGUUCUGCAUUGGAAUCUGAUUUUGAAUCUUUUAACAUAUUGUUUCAUAUAUAGUAUUGUUUCGGUAUAUGGUCCUCUUUGUGCAAUAACUACCAAGUUCGAUUUCAAUGAUCCAGUACCAAGAAUAUGGGGAAUAUUGCUGGCGCUUGGAGUUUUGUUAACUGAAGAAUUUAGAGACACAUUCAAAAAUUCAUAUACUGCUAGACUAUUCUCAGAUAAGGAGACAGAUUUAUUAUUCAUUUCAAGUCAGUUGGUACCCAUUGUGUGGAAAGUUUUCAUUGUUGCAAGUUUUAGACGUACAAAGAAAGCUAUGCUAAUCAACAAUGAUACUCAAUAUUUGAAACCACUCAAACAUUCAUUAGCUUUCUUGAUUAUCUCUCCUAUCAUCUUCACUGCUCUUACUAGCUUUGUGUUCAAAACUAGUUUUAUGCAAGUAUUGUUAUUCAAUCCUUUGUAUGAUAUUCCUGCGACUAUUAAGAGUUUCAAAGUUGUAUACUUUGAUCUCGUCAACACAAGUGUAACAGAAGUUGCUAAAUUAGACCCAAAUCUUAAUUUAGCCAGUAUUUGGAGUAAGCAAUUGACUAUCUAUGCUAAUGCUAUUUUUUUAUUUUUCAUGUGGAUCAAGAAUAAUAAGGGAUUACUGUAUGUGGUUGAAGAUUUUGAAGCAAAAUAUGAACCGUUAGAUGGUGAUGUGAAUGAAUCAGAAGAGGAGGAAGCAGAAGAGAUUCAUGCUUAA